Messenger RNA from Mya arenaria, 5921 nucleotides. Its product is annotated as glycerol-3-phosphate dehydrogenase [NAD(+)], cytoplasmic-like. Bases 93 to 1145 code for a protein of 350 amino acids. Lineage: Eukaryota; Metazoa; Mollusca; Bivalvia; Myida; Myidae. The transcript is spliced from 9 exons. The record is from RefSeq and is a predicted model, not a curated record. Gene Ontology annotation, molecular function: protein homodimerization activity; NAD binding; glycerol-3-phosphate dehydrogenase [NAD(P)+] activity. Gene Ontology annotation, cellular component: cytosol; glycerol-3-phosphate dehydrogenase (FAD) complex. Gene Ontology annotation, biological process: carbohydrate metabolic process; glycerol-3-phosphate catabolic process.
AGGAAACUAACCAGAAGUCCUAAAGCGGGGUACCAAAGUAGGAAGUGGAAGUACUAAAAGAAAUAAAACUCGAGCAAAAAACAACAUUCACAAUGUCAAAGAAGUCGGUGUGCAUUGUCGGAUCGGGAAAUUGGGGAUCUGCCAUCGCCAAGAUCAUAGGUGAAAAUGUCACACAGCACUCAGAGAUGUUUGAGUCGCGAGUCAACAUGUACAUGUACGAGGAAACAUUUGAAGGACAGAAACUCACGGAAGUGGUCAACAGAGAGCAUGAAAAUGUCAAAUAUCUGCCAGGCAUAAAACUGCCGGAGAAUGUGGUUGCUAUCCCAGAUCUCGUAGAGGCGAGCAAGAAUGCCGACCUUCUGAUAUUUGUCAUGCCUCAUCAGUUUGUUCGGGGAACCUGCAAGACAAUGCAAGAACACAUCAAGGACUCCGCUCUUGCUGUCUCCCUUAUUAAGGGAUUUGACACGGCUGCAGAUGGCAGUUUCCUGAUGAUAUCGAAGAUGAUCGAAGACAUAUUAUCGAUCGAUUGCUGCGUGUUGAUGGGAGCAAACCUUGCACCUGAAGUGGCUGAGGAACAGUUCUGUGAAACCACCAUAGGGUGUAAAACAGAGGAGCAAGGAGAGUUACUGAAGUCGCUGUUUGAGAAGCCAUAUUUCCGUUGUUCUGUCGUUAUGGACAUACCGACCAUUGAGAUGUGUGGAGCAUUAAAGAAUGUGGUAGCUAUCGGUGCGGGAAUUGUGGAUGGUAUGGGACUUGGACACAACACCAAGGCCGCUGUAUUGAGACUUGGGCUCAUGGAAAUGGUGGCAUUUGGAGAACAUUUCAUAGAUGGUUGUAAGGAGGAGACAUUUUUUGAGAGCUGUGGAGUUGCUGACUUGGUGGCCACGUGUCACGGUGGACGGAACAGGCUCCUAGGGGAAACUGUGGUCAAGUCGGAUAAGACUAUACGACAGCUAGAGAAGGAGAUAUUGCGGGGUCAGAGUUUCCAGGGGCCCCUCGUUGCCAAGGACAUAUUUAAAGUGCUUAGCCAGAAAAACAUGCUAGAAAGGUUCCCAUUGUUUACGGCAAUUUACAGAAUCUGUGUACGAGAAAUGGAUCCCAAGGAUUUCAUUAACUGUCUACGACACCAUCCCGAACAUUUAUAGAGGACUACCCUAGAGGAUUAUUGUUUGUUUGUCAUGUAGUGUUUGUGUUUUGUGCCAUUUGUUGAAAAAUUCAAAGUGUUUUGUUUUGGAUUUUUGACAAGACAUUUUGACUAAGGAAUUUUCCCCAACAAAGAUUGUCGCAUUUAUUAAGUUCCGGGUAUGUUUCUUAUGUUUCUUAUUAAUUAUGUUCUUAGAAUUUAAGAUUUUUUGGAAAGUACAUGUUAUUAUAAUAUCGAACUUCCACAAGUUUUGAAGGUUAUAGAUAUAAUACAAUAUCUACAUAUACUAGAUAAGAUAAUUAUUUGAUUAUGGAUGUAAAACUGAAUAUCAUAAUAUUGACCUUUUUUUGUACAUAGAAGCAAGGAAAAUGUAUUGCAUGGUACAACAUAACAUCUUAAUAAUUUGUACGUCUUCUUAGACAUGUUAAAGUAAUUUCAUGGUUUUGUUAAUUUUUUGUUGAUGUUUUUUUCUUAAGAAGAUAAAAAUAAUACUGAUAGUCAUCAAAGGGCUUUAAGAGUUAAAAUAAUUGUUAUCGCAUUAAACAAUGCUUAAAAAAGAAGCCAGAUUUGUAAAUUUUGAAAUUUUACAUUUUUUUUAACUUUUAUGUACAUGUUUAUCAUUUUAAUAUGGUGGUAUCGUUUUGUUGGUUCUGUUUACUGGUUGAGAAUGUGUGAAUUCAAUGACCAAAAUAUGUUGUAGACAAUGCUUUAAUGUAUUAAAGGACUUAACUCUCUCUCGUCUUUUCAUGCUGCCUCGAUUAACGAGAGAGAUCACAAUGGCAAAACCCAUCAAAAAAUCCAGAUUUAAAAAAAGCCAUAUUUGUAAAAAUAUUUUGGUCUUAAGUUUUACAUAUAUUUUCUCUGCUCGUAGAAUAUUUUUAUAUAGUACCUAUUCCAUGGUUGGAUUUUUAAUUCAAAUAAUAAUAAAUUUGCAUAGAUAUUCCCUAUUUAUGGCCGAAUAACUUACUUUUUCGUUGUUUUUUUUGUAUGUUCUAUUAAGAAUCUCUGUAUUACUUUGUGCAUAUUAUAAAUUUAUAACUAUUAUAUACUAUUAUACAUGUAGUAACUAUUUAUGAUUUUACAUGUCUUUAAAUGGGAAUUACUGGUAAUGUCUUUUUGUGUAGUUUAUGUGCACUAGAAAAUUUUAUAUGGUUUGAACAGAUAUGUAAAUUAUAAGUUUAUGGUUUAUUUCAUUAUCAGAAUAGUCCAUGAUUAAUUAUAGACAUUCAGUAUUGAUCAGACCAUUUUUCUGAAACAUUAAACUAAUAUAUGUGGCUUAAUCCACUGAAAUUUAGAGGUUCAUUUUUUAACAUUGGGUGUUUUAUAAGCAUGUAUGGGUUUCAAAGAAACAUAGUUGAGGUAUAAUGAUUCCCUCUGUAUCAUUUUCAGCAUUAUUGUCGGAAUUCGAAGACUGAAAAUGAAACUUUGUUCCCAUAUUGCCCAAAACAAUAUUAGUCUAGCAAGGCACUCAACUCUGCAUAACUAUUUUUCUGGUUUUAAUAAAUUGUUGAGUUAUGCCCCUUGUUUGACUGAAAAUGACAGACAGACUUUGACCAUGGCACUCUUGUAACAAAUGUGAUGUAAUAUUAAUGCCAUAGUUGAAACUGUGUAGUAUUAGCUUUGCUAUUUUUAAGGCAACUACAAAUACAUUGAUUCUUAGAUUAUAAACCAAACAUUUCUGCUGAUAAAAUCAGCCUUCAAUAAGAACUGUGCAGAAUCAUUAACAAUUUCUUUUUCACCUCUUAGCAGACUUUGGUACCCCAUCAUACUUGGUUUCCCGGUCUGCUGAAGUAUUAUCUGAGUCAGUUAUAACAUAUCUUAAUUCUUAAUGCCUAUGGAUGGUUUUUGUAAGAGACUUUUUAAACUAUUAAAUCACAGACCAUCUGGGGAUCCCAUUGUGUGGAAACGUAAGAGUGUAUAUAGUAAAUACUAAAUGGUUUUCAUGAAAAUUGAUAAGGACCAGCAUUCUCAAUAGAUGGUUUGGUUAAGAAGCUUUUGCAGAAAACAUACAACAGUAGGAAAUGUGUUUUUGAUUAUGUGUACCAGUAAUGUGUUAUAUAGUAUAGAUUUAAAAAAAAAAUCACAAUAAUUUACAUACAAAAGUAGUAGAACGAAAUAUAUCUGUGUGUGUCUUUUUUAUGUCGGAUGUGUUAUGCAUAUUCAAAAUUUGAAAAAAAAUUAAACAGCAUCACCAUUAUGAACACAUUGGUUGGUGUUUUUUUUAUAUUUCUUGAAUUAUAUUGCUUAAGUGCUAAGAGUUUGGUGCAUUUGAUUUUCUGUGCAAAUAUGAAUAAAUAUAUCUUCUUUUUGAAUAUAUUGUCAUUUUUAUGGCAUUCUAUUUCAGGUAGAUUAUUUUAUUGUUUGUUUUUGUUUCAACAAUGUGUACUUUUGUAUUGUUUGUUUAUUAUGAUGUUUUGUUCGUGCUUGUUUAUUUUGUUUUAUAUUACAUUUUUGUUGCAAUGUGUUUUUUGAUUGAUUUUACACCAGUUAUUAAUUUUCAAGGCUUAUGGGUACUUUUAUCCUUAUAUAAGUCUAAGAAAUUGUGUAGUGAAUUUAUAGUUUAAAAAUCUAUUUUUCACAGCAUUUUUAUUUAAGCACUCUAGGUCCUUAAAGGAACUAGACGCCAGAUGGUUCAAUUUCAAGAAAGAAAGAAAAUUGUCAGAAAUUUACAUGAAAUUGAUAUUGUGUUUAAAGCUUUGAAUCUUACAUAUUGAUGUAUCACAUCACGUACAACACAUACGUCUUUUGCAGUUUUUGUGCUUUUUGUCCAAUGCAAAUUUUACUGGGUUUGUCUACCACCUAAAUCCCAGUGUUUAACAAUAGCGUUGGUAUAUUUAUCUGUACUCAUCAAUAGACUUUCACAUGCUAAAUAUACAUACUUAUGGCUUCCCGUAAGAACAAACUUUGCACGGAAGCAAAAUACUGCUGCGAAAUAAGGAAGACACAGAGCACGGCAGAUCAACAGCGUAGAUGAAAUUGUUCAAUUGAAACUUUUGAAAGAGGUUCAACUUGUUGAAAAUGACAGCAGGUAGCUAAGACUCUUAUUGACUGUUUAGUGUAUGAAUCGAUCAUAUGAUUUGCAAGGUGUUUGGGAAAAACAUUCUGCACUUUAUAAACUGGGAAACCAUUGUGCGCUAUUUUAAAAUGCGAAAACUCAGCUGAGACAGUGUUUAUUUUUUUAAUUAUGUAAAAUGAUGUAUUAUCAGUCUCGUAAUAGCUCGCAUUGACAUAUCCAGGCUUGUUUUGAGGAAAUACUGUAUUUGCAGAGUUUUGGACCAUAAUGGUGUCUAGUCCUUUUAAGUGGUAAAUUAAUUGUACAUGUGUCAAAAAAUUAUGGGGCAAAGUUAACAACCGAAUCAUCACUUAGUCUAUUAGUUCGAUAGUAUUGAUAUUCCGAAAAAAUAAUGUAUAUUAAUUUUUAUAACAUAAUUAAAAUACCACAUAUUGCUAAAAACACCUCUACAAAAGAGAUUUUUUCGAUGAACAUUAACUUUAAAACUGUUGUACAAUUAAUAUUUCUAUUUAUAAUUAUGUUUUUGUCAGGUAUCAGAUGUAUACACAGACAUGUGAAUUUGUAUGCCUGGUGGCCACAUAAGACUUUGUUAUCAUUUGAAAGAGUUUUAUGGCAAACAAAUGGCAUAAUACAAUUGAAUAUUUUUUUUACAAAUAAGCUUAUUUGGCCUUGAAAGAUUGCAUAAUAGGCCAUUUUAUGUUCGGUUAAAGUGUAAAUAAAGAACAAAAAUAUAAACUGUGAUGACCUUAUUUCAAUUUUAUUUUAGUCUUAUAUUACAUAUUAAUAACCAGCUAGAUGGAACCAAAGUUAUUAUGUUACCAGACCAAAUGAUACCACACUUAAUGAUAUCAAACUUCAUGAUACCAAUGUUAUAUGAGCCACCAGUCAUAGAUCCAAUCAUCGUCGGCAACCACGAUACUUUCUUCCGUUACACUCCAUACAUACCUUGGGACAAUUGACUGACGAAAUCUCGUUUUAAUGAAUAUACAUGAGGCAGGAGAGAAAACUCUUCUUCCAAUGAAUACGCAUGUAACACUCAAAUAUUGUUCAAUAGCUUUACAGUGUCCUCCGUGGCUGUGUGGUCUUGACUACUGCCUAAUAUUAUUGUACUGAGAAGGCGGACCCGGUUCAUCUCCGUCAAUCGGCAGAAUAUUCUUCAACCUUAAAGCAUCUGGCCCCAAUUUCUCGAAACUUCUUAAGUCCCUAAUAACAGGAUUAAGCUAAUCUCACCAUUUUUGUUGUUCUUUAAAAUGUGUUAUAUUAACUUCUUCAAGAAUUUUUAGAAAUUAUGUAGGAAUAAUCUGUAUGAUUAUCAGAAUAAACCAUUUUUCAUUGAUCAAAACCCAUUUUCAGAAUGCAUUUUGGCUAAUUGAAAUAAGCGACUUAAGCCUGUUGAGCUUAAGAAGUUUCGAGAAAUUGGGGCCUGGUACUUUGAGGAACCAAUGAAACUGCCUCAUUAAUUAUUAAUGAUUAUGAGACUUUCCUAGCCAAAUUGCCCACGGUAAACAACGAAGCAUAGCAUACUGUGUAUCGGGGGUAUCCGACGAUGAUAUACAAUGAUUGGUGAGAUUACUAAAUUAAUCAUGUUUCUGAUACCUUUAAGACACAUAGAUGAUAGAUUGUGCAGAUUGUGAUCCAAUAUAAAAAUGACAGGCACAACUGUUUUUCAAAGCCUGAAUCUGUUUUUGUUAUGUUUGUAUAUGUAUAGUUAUUUUUUAUCUACCACCCCUGUUUUAUUCAUAAACUCAUUUGAUAAAAAACGCA